This is a messenger RNA of Phytophthora nicotianae INRA-310, 3992 nucleotides long. RefSeq lists its product as hypothetical. The record is from RefSeq and is a predicted model, not a curated record. The coding region runs from base 1119 to 3674 and encodes 851 amino acids. The transcript is spliced from 10 exons. Lineage: Eukaryota; Oomycota; Peronosporomycetes; Peronosporales; Peronosporaceae.
AUGACAGGGUGAAGUGAGUUGGCAAGUGGAUCAUGUCAACCGAGUAUGCAGCGCGCAUGGAGAUCCUGCAGCGCAAGCGUGAGGAGCUGUGCGUAUUCUCGUCGUAUCGCAUGUAUCCAGCUGAAGAUGACGAGGUUAUUUGUUCUGUUGCCGCAGAACGGCGCAGCGUCAGGCGAUCGAGAAGCGGAUGACGCUGCGUGAGGCGACUGCGGCAGAGUUCAGCGCUGUGGCCCUCCAGAGCGCUAAGCAGAAGUGGAAAGCUCAGCGGAAUGCUGCGAUCACCGCCAAGAAGCGCAACGACGAGUUCAUACGCUCGAUACACGAGGCGCAGAAGCAAGUGCACGAUACCUGGAGCAGACUUCACAGCGACCAGUCAAGCAGCAGUGCGCUGUUGGCUCAGGAGAAAGCGAGAUACAACCGACGAGUGGAGCAGAUCUACCCUGCCUGGCAGGAGCAAUUGCAGCGACAACGCGUGCAGAAGCUGAAGGAGCUGGAGGACAAGAAGAGGGCGGUGGAGAGACGUAGAUAUCUGGCCAAGAAGGUCGGGAGGCUGGCGCUGCUCCUGUAUAUUGGGUCGCUGAUGGUGGUGUGAGUGUUGUUGACGUGACAGAGCUUCGAGAAGGAGCAGACACUAGACGAUUUGAUUCGGAAGACGGUGCGUUGGAAGAUAUUGCAUUAUUGCUACAGCAACAGACGACAAACGUUGGAUUGAUUGCAGCGUCACGAGGUAGAAAUGGCGGAGAAUCUGGAGCAAAAUGAGUUGUACGAGAGGGACCUUUUGCGCAUGCAAAGCACAAACCAAGCCAAGGAGGUUAAUCAGAGUAUUCGCGAAGUGGCUUUAGAAGCGAGAAGUAUUCUCCAGCAACAAGCGGCGAGGCACUUCGAAGCGAGGCCUGAGCUAGACGAUGAACUUGCAGGUAUGGGCUGACACAAUGUUUAAGAAAAAUUAUGCUGCUAAUAUCAACUAACGUGAUACAGACAAAUUAUCCGAAACGUUUUCGCCGCGAAAUACUCUACGCGCCCUGCGAGAAGGCAACAGCUCACUUGUAUUUGAGGAUGACCAACCAUACGAAGAAGAGAAGCCUGCACGGCAAAUUCGAGUCGAAAUUCCGGCGCGUAUGAACACACCAACGCGUGCAUACUAUCAUGAAUUCAACCAAAAAGGGCCACAGAUGGGAUAUCUGGGUGAAGAAUACUUCGAAGACGAUGUUGUCGAUGAGAUGCCACGCCAAAUCAAAGCACCUUUCCACUCUAUAACAAGCCAGGAAUUCCCUGCCAGCUCAUACGCUGGAAGCGACAACAUAAAUCUCAGCAACAGGAACCAGACUGCAGUCGCUGUACACAAUAAUCCAUCUUGGGCUUCAGCUGCAAACGCGAUCCCUGCAGGUGACCACACUAUAUCUCAGACGGCAUCUUACCCAGAGAUUUUGAGAAUGAAUCAACAAAGUCCAGCUCCACCCAGCACUCUUGAUCGCAGUAACAUACGUGAAGAAAUAACCAGUCCACCGGGUUACAAGACGGAAGGUUUACCCAUAUUAGUAGCCGGGAAGCUAUAUCCCAUUCCUGAGGCCAACGAGCCGAUUUCUGCAAGUAGAACGAUCUCAACGGUACCAGACAGAGUGGAUAUUCGACAGUCCGAGAUCAAUUACACUCAUGAGCGUGAUAGCCAGAGCUCUGUUGUGACGGAUUCCUCGGCGCCUUUGAGUACUCCUCCAACCAAAAUUACAGAAAAUCGGGAUGCUAGCUCUCCAGCUGCGCCCGUCACAGUUGUUACUCUUGCCAAUGACUCUCUGCGUUCUCGUGCGGAUAUAUAUCGACCGAUUGAGCGUCAAAAACCCGUCGUAGCUCCGGAGAUCUUGAUCCCAGAAGCCAAAAGCCAAAAACCUCCUGCGAUUAGCAUUCCAGAACCCAACGAGUCAUCGCUGACAAACUCUUUCAUCACCGAAAGAACUGCUGUGGGUCCGGUUAAAGUACAUGGAUCGAAUGAUGGGGUUCAUAGUAAAACAGAAGCUGACGCUGCUCUACCAGGUCUAAAGCCUCCAGUGGAUGAAGCCAGCGAUGUUUCGGUGAACACAGACACUGUCAGUACCCUAAUCCAACCCGACAAUACGAGCACACCCGCUAUCGCAGCUUCUGAAGAGCCGAAUGAAACUGCAGCCGAAGAGAGCGACAGCAACAAGAUCGUACCUCGCGUAACCAUAGACGACCACGAGCGUGAACACAACAGUGCGUCCAAGGUGGAUUCAUUCCAUGAUGCGAUACCCGUCGGCAGCACGAUAAACCCGACCCUAUUGGUGAUGGAGACGACAGCUUUCAAUACUGUUGAGGUCCCCACUGAGAUACAUGACACCCCCAACGAGAAGGCAGCAGCCAGAAAAUCCGAAGCCCUACCACCGCCGAUCUCGUACAGAUUAGAUUUGCUGGAGCCCUUUUCCACUGCCUCGACGCCACGCAAUGCUCAACCCGCGGAAGAUGAUAUUAUCCUAACCAGUAUGCAAAGUGAAGACUUUGAAGUACCCGCUAGCAGCAUUGAGCCAACUGGAGAAACCAAUCCAAGCGUGCCGAGCGUCAACGACACACCAGUUGAAAAUAACGUCAGUACUGUGGUGGCCUCAGCUGAAGACCUCACAAAUCCACCCGAGCCUUCAAACCCAGCUCCAGAAGAGGUAAAAACUGCAUCACUAACGGAAAAGCUGUCACCAGUGGACCGUGUGAAGGCGCUGGGAGCUUUGAUCAGCCGGGUAGAGGAAGGCGCGACUGAUGGAGACAAGCUGGGUGAAGCAACCGAUGCUGAAUCAUCAUACGAGUCAAAGCGCGAGCUACUGAAGAUGGCAGUGGGAGGACGCAAAGCACAGAUUGCAUUUUACGGUUCCGAUAUCUGCUUCGAGCUCAUUCUGGACAUCUCACGGGACCUUGGACCAGUGCUCUUCCCAUCGAAGGCGUUUGAAGGGAUCAUGAACGACCAAAAGAUCCGCAAACUCCACCAGAGCAACAAGGAAAAAUUGCUCGACUUGUGGAAAGCACUGUCGGGCCAUCUGAAGCAACUUGCGCAGUUGAAGGCGAUCCCCAUGGGUACCCUUGUUGAGCUGUUUGUGGCAGCGUUCCUCGCCCACGACCCUGACAACCAGCGAUCGCAGCGAAAGCUCCGCGAAUUCAUGGUAACAGUGUGUGGAGGCGGUGAUAUCAAGACAUCAAUACCUCGUAAGGAAUCCUUCGGCUCAUCGAAGCCUCCGUUUUCGCAAAGGCACGAACAACGCACACCAAGCCCAGAACCUGUGAAACCUGCCGAAUCUGAGGACAGGAUCGGGACCCCGCAGUUGCUGCAGACGGCGUUCUUACAACGACAAAGCCCACCGAAACCAAAGGUGUUCGGAAUCGCAUCGUCCAGCUUCAAAGACCGAUCAAGUGGGUCUUCCGAUGUGCUCAUGUCCAUGAGCUCCGGACCCAUGAAGCUAUCUCAAAAGUUGAUGCGCGGCGGCAAGAUGAACGAUUACUCGGAGUUCGAAGAGGAAGAGGAGGUGGAUCUGCAAAACCUCAUCGGUUCAAAGUCCACGUUCACCUCCGGGUCCUCCGCGCUGAGCAGAUCGCACCAAGCGUCCAAGACAUCUCCAACCGGCUGGUCUGCUGGGAGAUCCGCUGCCGCAGAAGAAGAGAGCGACGAAUUCGACUUCUAGCCAACGCUAUAUUUUGCGCUGCAUACUAUUAGCCUGGCCCCUUUCAACUGUAUCUGGCAUUGCGACCACACGAGGCAUGCGGAGCCCCGCUACGUUGCAGUCCACCUGAUACCGGCGCAAUGCAUUCGUCGUGCAAUUGCGCAUGAAGGGACACGUUGCCACGCAUCUGGCAACAUGGGUACACCUGUAUAUUUUAAUCUCCCUGGUGUAUCACCUGCCUGUGGUCUCUUUCUAGAACCUGUCAGAUUACAUUUCUAUCUUAUCAACUGUAUGCACCCUUUUUUACCUUGACAUUUGUAUCGAAGUUCAGAGGGGGGG